Messenger RNA from Candoia aspera, 3471 nucleotides. RefSeq names its product protein tyrosine phosphatase non-receptor type 9 (gene PTPN9). The record is from RefSeq and is a predicted model, not a curated record. The coding region runs from base 251 to 2005 and encodes 584 amino acids. The transcript is spliced from 13 exons. Gene Ontology annotation, molecular function: protein tyrosine phosphatase activity. NCBI's taxonomy places the organism in Eukaryota, Metazoa, Chordata, Lepidosauria, Squamata, Candoiidae. Gene Ontology annotation, biological process: protein dephosphorylation.
CUUCUUCUUUUUCAUCGCUAUUUUUCCAGCGCUCUUCUGAAAGCGGGCGCCCUGGAAAGAUGCCCCGCUGGAGGCUGGCGCGGAGGCCGGGGCUUUGCCGCUGACCACCCGCUCCCUUCCCCCCCCGAGAAAAAAAAGGGGUGGGGGAGAGAGAGAGCCUGGAAGAGGAUUAACGUGGGGAGGGGGCGAGGCUGGCGACUUUGGGAAACUUGCGCGUCCUCUCCAGCAGCCGCCGCGGGGUUUCGGGAGCAUGGCCGCGCAGCUGACUCCCGAGGAGGAGCAGGCCACGAAGCAGUUCCUUGAAGAGAUCAACAAGUGGACGGUCCAGUAUAAUGUCUCGCCUCUCUCCUGGAACGUCGCGGUCAAAUUCCUCAUGGCCAGAAAAUUUGACGUCCUCCGAGCGAUUGAACUCUUCCAUUCAUACAGGGAAACGAGGUUGAAGGAAGGAAUCGUGAAGCUGAAACCCCACGAGGAACCCUUGCGGUCCGAACUCCUGAGUGGAAAAUUCACCAUCCUGAGUGUGCGAGACCCCUCGGGAGCAUCGAUCGCCCUCUUCACCGCUAAGCUGCACCACCCCAAUAAAAGCGUCCAACACGUGGUGCUUCAGGCGCUCUUCUACUUGCUGGACCGGGCAGUGGAAAGCUUUGAAACUCAGCGGAACGGCCUGGUAUUUAUAUACGACAUGGCGGACUCCCAUUACUCCAACUUUGAGCUGGAUCUCAGCAAGAAGAUCUUAAACCUCCUCAAGGGAGCCUUUCCAGCACGCCUGAAAAAGGUGUUCAUCGUAGGAGCGCCCAUGUGGUUUCGAGUUCCUUACUCCAUCAUCAGCUUGUUGCUGAAAGAGAAAUUGCGAGAAAGGGUUCAGAUGGUCAAGAUGUCAGAGCUCAGGCAGCACCUUCCUCACGAAUGCCUCCCCGAAUACCUGGGGGGCUCUCUCAAACUGGACCCCCUCAGCUGGAACUGCAGGUUUCUCCCACAGCAGAACGGUCACCCGGACCCUCUGGACGAGCUGAUCCUGGUGCCGCUGGCUCCCCCCCGAGACAACGGCUCCGUGCACGUCCCAGGUCCCAAGGCGAUGACUCUUCAGGAGCUGCUGGAGCACGUCAACCAGAAGCAGAAGCGAGGAAUCUACGAAGAAUAUGAAGGCAUUCGCCACCGAAGCCCUGCGGGCACAUUUGGUUGUUCUUUAGCACCUUUGAACCAGGAGAAGAACCGAUAUGGGGAUGUUCCCUGCCUUGACCAAACCAGGGUGAAGUUGUCCAAACAGUUCAACUACCAGGAACUGACCGACUACAUCAACGCCAGCUACAUGGACGGUUACAAGCAAAGGAACGCUUAUAUCGGGACUCAAGGGCCAUUAGAAAACACAUACAAUGACUUCUGGCGCAUGGUGUGGGAGCAGAAUGUGCUGGUGAUCGUGAUGACCACACGGAUUGAAGAAGGAGGCAAAAGGAAGUGUGGUCAAUACUGGCCAUUGGAGAAGGACUUUCAGAUCUCCUAUGGAGCCCUAACUGUCACCAACCUUGGGACAGAGAACCUCAGCCAUUACAAAAAAACACUCCUGGAGAUGUACAACUGUGAGACCCGGGAGAGGCGCCUUGUGACCCAUUUCCAGUACGUGAGCUGGCCUGACUACGGCGUCCCUUCCUCAGCAGCAACGCUCAUUGACUUCCUGGGAGCCGUCAAGCAGCAGCAGAGGGUGGCCGUCAGUGCCUUGGGACCACGCUACAAAGGCCACCCUGGUGGGCCACCCAUCGUGGUACACUGCAGUGCCGGUAUUGGGAGGACAGGUACUUUCUGCGCGCUGGACAUCUGUCUGUCACAAAUACAAGAUGUGGGUACCCUGAACAUUCACCAGACGGUGGUGCGGAUGAGGACACAACGCGCCUUUAGCAUCCAGACUCCCGAGCAGUAUUACUUCUGCUACUUGGCCAUCAUCGAACACGCGCAGAGAGAAAACCUGCUCUCCUACUCCCAUCCCAGGAUGGGUCUGGAGAAGAGCUAAUCUGUCAGAAGGUCUGGAAGCUCACCGAGGUCUAAGCCACAGCAGGAACGACUAAGCUGUCCAAUCUCUUCCUUCCCCCCUUUCUUCUGCCCCUCAUCCUGCUCAACAACCAGGCUUCAUUGGAGCUUUCAGGUGGACCCAGCCAGCAGCAAGCCCAUCCUCCGCCACCAAGGUUGGGGGGCGUUUUUCUUGGACUAGCUGGCGGUGAUGAGCCAUGAUGAGCAGCCCCGGACAACCACGCCUUGACUGACCUGUGCCUUAUUGAAACAAAACACACAAAGAAUGAAAGAAACCCGUGGGCCUGCCUUGCCCUGGAGGUCAAUGGGCUGGAGGUCUGACCCCUCCUCACGGAGUCUGUCCUACAAGAGGCCGGGACGGAGGAACCACCCAGCGCUUCAGUCUUAAUGGCCACGAAGCCUGCCCGUGGGUUGCCUGUACGUCCAUGCAACGUAACCGGGAUUCCUGUUUAUAUAGAUGUAGCGGCUUCUAGCCAAGAUUCAGUAGAGCCUCCUGAGGGGCAAUGUCCAGUGCUACUGCCAAAGUUAGUGGCUCUCUCCCCCCCCCCCUUUGCCCAGAUCUGCCCCACCCGCCUGCCCGCCCGGGUUGGCUGCAGAAUUCAAACACGCACACUCACAAGGAGCUUUCACCCAAAUGCCUUGAAGGAGGGCACCCCCCCCUAACAGAGUGGUGUCGCUGCAGAAAAGGGGAAGCCAAACUGGUGUGGAUAGGAAAAGCUGGGAUUGAUUCUUCCUCAUCCUCCCUCGAUGGCCCUUGCAGAGGCAACAGCAAAGGGGGCUCACCCAAGCACGUCUUGGGAGCCCGCAGUGCUGGGCAGGAAAGACGGGGGGGGGGGGGGAAGGCCUGUGUGUUUGUCCCUAAGCCAGGAAUGCUAAGUGGCUGGUACAAAUAUGGCACCAGAAAAGGGGUCCAAAUCAGGGUGGAAGCCCCACAGGAUUGGAGCACAAGAGGCAGAGAGGGGCAGGGCUUUAAGCUGGAACAAUUCUCUUCCAUGGAGGCUCUUCUUCCAGAUGAAGCUGGGGAAGGGAAGAACGCUUUAAGGCACGAGAGACAGAGAAGGCUGUGUGAACGUGGGGCCCCAACAAUCUCCUUUCCUGUUUGUAGCACGUGGGGCCCAAGAGUGGCAAGGGUCUCCCAUCCCAGAGGCCUGUCAUCUCCCCACCCCCACCCCCACCCCUCUCUCUUUGCAGAGGAGGAGCGUCCACGUUUGAGCCAACCUCAGUAACUUUAUACUGGAACCGGAUCUUUGGAAUGUGUACAUUUCUUAUUUUAUUUUUGACAGCCCCUUCUCUUCUUUCCCCCUUUUGUUUUGUAUUUAAUCUUAACUUGCUCGAGUCCAAGUUGGGAAUAACUGUAAAUGUUCCUGGUCGCUGUUUCACAGCGCGUUAUGGUCUCUCUUCUUUUUUCCUUUUUUGUAUUCACAAAUAAAUACACCUACAACCCACAAA